Molecule: messenger RNA, 1014 nt
Organism: Penicillium odoratum
Lineage: Eukaryota; Fungi; Ascomycota; Eurotiomycetes; Eurotiales; Aspergillaceae
Product: NADP-dependent oxidoreductase domain-containing protein
Exons: 3
Coding region: 1-1014 (337 amino acids)
Cellular component (GO): cytoplasm
Source: RefSeq, a predicted model, not a curated record
AUGUCCAUCCCAUUUCGCACCAUUGGCAAAGAUGGCCCUCAAGUUCCUGCUGUAGGACUUGGUCUCAUGAGUAUAGGUGGUAUUUACGGGUCAGCUGGUACUCUUGAAGACAAGUUUGCUCUCCUGGAUCAUGCGUAUGCCACCGGUCAGUUGUUCUGGGACACUGCCGAUAUCUACGCCGACAGUGAGGAUAUUGUGGGGGAAUGGUUUCAGCGCUCCGGGAAGCGCAACGACAUCUUCCUUGCCUCGAAGUUUGGUCUAAUUAUGGAUCCCGUCACCCGCAGGGCGACAAUUCGAUCCGACCCCGAAUACGCGAAGACUGCAUGUGACAAGAGUCUUCAGCGUCUGAAGGUCGAUGUCAUUGACUUGUACUACUGUCACCGAGUUGAUGAAAGGACUCCCAUCGAGAAGACUGUGCAAGCUAUGGUCGAAUUGAAAAAUGAGGGAAAGAUCCGUAAUAUCGGCCUUUCAGAGGUUUCGGCUGCCAGUCUGCGCCGUGCAUAUGCAGUCCACCCCAUCGCCGCUCUGCAGAUGGAAUACAGCCCAUUUGCACUAGAUAUUGAGAAGAACGAGCUGCUGCAAACUUGCCGUGAACUCGGUGUCACAGUGGUCGCGUACAGUCCUAUCGGUCGCGGUCUCCUUACUGGCCAGAUCCAGCGCUAUGAAGACUUUGAUGAAAACGACUGGCGACGUUACCUGCCCAAGUAUGCACCGGAUCAUUUCCCCAAGAUCCUGGAGUUGGUUGAUGGGCUGAAGAAGGUUGCCCAAGCCCAUGGAAGUACACCGUCGCAAAUUUCAAUUGCCUGGCUGUUGGCUCAAGGAUCCGACAUCAUCCCAAUCCCUGGCACUCGGUCAUCUGACCGAAUGGAGGAGAACACCAAGUCUGCCCUGAUUCAGCUGACUGAUGAAGAAGUGAAGCACAUUCGCAGCCUUGUUGAGCGGACUGAGGUCCAAGGCGAUCGUUAUCUUGCGGCAAUGGGUGUCAAUGUUGUCGCCGAUACACCGCCGCUUUGA